Oxyura jamaicensis (ruddy duck) is the source of this 830-nucleotide messenger RNA. RefSeq names its product band 4.1-like protein 4B. The record is from RefSeq and is a predicted model, not a curated record. Gene Ontology annotation, cellular component: cytoskeleton. The coding region runs from base 116 to 661 and encodes 181 amino acids. NCBI's taxonomy places the organism in Eukaryota, Metazoa, Chordata, Aves, Anseriformes, Anatidae. The transcript is spliced from 6 exons.
UUUGUUUUAACUUUCCAACUGAUUAAUUACAGCUGAGCUGGGAGAGUGUGAACACCCAGAGCACACACCAGAACUAGUGUCUGAAUUCAGGUUUGCACCAAACCAGACUGAAGCAAUGGAAUUUGACAUUUUCCAGAAAUGGAAAGAGUGCAGGGGAAAGAGUCCAGCGCAGGCUGAAUUGUGCUACUUGAACAAAGCAAAAUGGCUAGAAAUGUAUGGUGUAGAUAUGCAUGUAGUUAAGGGAAGAGAUGGUUGUGAAUAUGCUCUUGGACUGACGCCAACAGGCAUAUUGAUCUUUGAAGGAGCAAAUAAAAUAGGCCUGUUCUUUUGGCCUAAGAUCACAAAAAUGGACUUUAAAAAGAGCAAACUAACACUUGUGGUUGUAGAAGAUGAUGAACAGGGCAGAGAGCAAGAGCACACGUUUGUUUUCCGGUUAGACAGUGCCAAAACGUGCAAACAUUUGUGGAAGCGUGCAGUGGAGCACCACGCUUUCUUCAGACUACGAGCCCCAGCAAAUAGUAAAUCUAGUAGAUCUGACUUCAUAAGGCUGGGAUCACGCUUCAGAUUCAGUGGGCGGACAGAGUAUCAAGCCACACAUGGGACGAGGUUAUGCAGAACUAGCACAUUUGAAAGACGGCCCAGCAAGCGAUAUCCUUCUUGAAGGCAUUCAACAUUUAAAGGCAAGUGUAGAUGCGUUUGCUGAACAUGCAGGUGUCAUGCAGGUGUGUUAACUCAUGACACAAAUGUCAUAUUACAACCAUAAAAUCUGUAUCACAAUAUAAACAGAAAAACACAAUGUCAGACCACUUAAAAAUCAGAACUGACAUGUU